UUUUUUUUUUUUUUUUUAAUUUCAGUCUUCCACCCACUCCCCUUCCUUUUCCCGUCUGAGUGUAGCUGAGAAGUUUCCCCUUUUUUCUCAAACCAGUUUUGCUCCUGGAAUGAUCUUUACUCUAGCCAGAACAUAAAGGGAAGCUGCAUCCAAGACAAGUUUUCUCACAGACAGGACACAGACGAGUGUUGCUAGACCAGGAGAGAGGAAACCAGGAGGCUUUUGACUGCGCAGGCUCAGACAGGACAACACUGCUCACUAGUACUUCUCACUCACCAACAUGUUGGAAGAAGAUAAUGAUGAGACAUGUUGGAAUGACCUGGAGAACUUCCGGGUGAAACUGAUCUCUGUGAUAGAUCCUUCCCGUAUAACACCCUAUCUUCGCCAGUGCAAAGUGAUCAGCCAUGAUGAUGAGGAACAAGUUCUUAAUGACCCCAGCCUGGUCAUGCGCAAACGGAAGGCAGGUGUUCUUCUGGACAUUCUUCAGCGGACGGGACACAAGGGCUUUGAGGCAUUUCUGGAGAGUCUUGAGCUUUAUUAUCCACAACUGUAUAAGAAAAUAACUGGCAAGGAGCCCAGCAGGGUUUUCUCUAUGAUUAUAGACACCGCAGGGGAAUCUGGCCUGAGCCAGCUCCUGAUGAAUGAGAUCAUGAAGCUGCAGAGCACCAUGCAGGAGGAGAGGCGGAAGGCCCAGGAGCUCACCAUGUGGCUGCACACCAAAGAGGACACGAUCAAAGAGAUGUGGGUGAGGGACAGCCUGCUCCGCAAGCACCAAGAGCGGGCGCAGAAGAUGAAGGAGGAGAGGGACAGCCUGAGCAAGGAGCUGCGGAAGUGCAAGGACGAGAACUACAACCUGGCAAUGAGCUAUGCCAAACAGAGCGAGGAGAAGAGCGCUGCCCUCAUGAAGAACCGGGACCUGAUCCUAGAGAUCGAUCACUUGAAGCACAGGCUCAUGAAGGCUGAGGAUGACUGCAAACUGGAGCGUAAGCACACGAUGAAACUGAAGCAUGCCAUAGAGCAGCGUCCAAGCCAUGAGGUGAUGUGGGAGAUCCAGCAGGAGAAGGAGUUGCUCUUGGCCAAGAAUCAGGAGCUGGAGAACACUCUCCAGCAGGUUGCCAGGGAACAGAAUUUGGAGAAGAGCCUCUCCAAUGAGACUCUGGAGAAUGACUGUAGCCAGAUACUAGAAGAGCGCCGGGAGCUGAUGAACACCAUUUACAGCCUUCGCAAGGAGCUGCGGCAAGCCGAGGCGCUCCAAGAAAGAUAUGCAGAGGAAAAAGAGAUGCUUGAACUACAAUGCACGUCUCUGAGGAAGGACUCCCAGAUGUAUAAAAAACGGAUUGAAGCUGUGUUGCAGCAGAUGGAGGAAGUGGCUUCAGAAAGAGACCAGGCACUCCUGACCCGAGAACAGUUCUAUACGCAGUACUCCAAGAGCCUGGUUGAGAGGGACGCUUACCGCAAGCAGAUUCGGGAACUGGGGGAGCGAUGUGAUGAAAUGCAACUGCAGCUCUUCCAAAAGGAGAGUCAGUUACUGGCUACUGAAGCCAAGCUGAAAAGGUUGGAGCUGGAGCUACCCACACCGACCUCUGACCUGGAUGAUACCUCCUCCAGAGAUUCCCAGGAACUUACUCUUCAUGGUCAUCUAGAUGAAGAUACACAGCCGGCUAAAAGAGAUUGCCCUGAAGGACAAAACGAGCAAUUUAACCCUCAAGAGAGCAGUCUGCCUCCAAAGUCACCCAGUUUCAAGGAAUGUGGCUUAGCCAACGAGGAACUGGCAGAAAAGGAGCGGAGAAGGAUGAAGGACUGCUUUGAGCGUUACCGAAGAAAAAGAGCCAUGCGGAGGGUACCGAAGGACCGGCACCACGAGGCCGACUGGGAGAACACCACCGGCAGUGACAACACCGACACCGAAGGCUCCUGAGAGCGGCAGCCACCUGCACGGGGAACACCAGCCCGGUCUGGG
Messenger RNA from Chroicocephalus ridibundus (black-headed gull), 1960 nucleotides. RefSeq names its product caspase recruitment domain family member 9 (gene CARD9). Gene Ontology annotation, molecular function: CARD domain binding. Gene Ontology annotation, biological process: positive regulation of canonical NF-kappaB signal transduction; regulation of apoptotic process. Gene Ontology annotation, cellular component: cytoplasm. Lineage: Eukaryota; Metazoa; Chordata; Aves; Charadriiformes; Laridae. The transcript has 13 exons. The coding region runs from base 281 to 1918 and encodes 545 amino acids. The record is from RefSeq and is a predicted model, not a curated record.